AUGGAGAGCGACAAUGGAUCUACAUCCCAAAUCACUGUAGGAGAAGCUUUGAUCCGAACAAAGACUGAGACGCCGCCAAAAGGGUCUGGGGCAAAACGAGUAGGCUUUCUUCGAACCCUGUUUAAGAAACUCGGGUUGAACAAGAAAACUCCGCAAGGGAAGAUAAUCUUACCUGAACGCACUGACUUUGAGGUUGAGGUCGAGGAUGUUAGCUUUCCCGCUGUUAAUUUGUUUGAUGAUCCCAGCGAAUCCUUUGUAAGAUCAGAUGGUACACCAUUAGUGCGCGCAAGAUCGGUGCCAACGACGAAUUAUCAUCGCACUCAGGUUCUAUGGGACAAUGAGAGCACAAUUUAUUCGUUCCAGUGGAAGCCUCGCAAGGUGAAAACCAUUGGGGAUAUUCAAAACCCAGAAAUCGAAGACCGUAUGCAGCAUCUCAUAAUGCGUUGCGCCAUGGAUGGUUAUGAAGUAACCCCCCAGGAGGCUUAUGACGUGCUACUAUUAGUAGAAGGGGCUGUUGACGAGGCUGUUGAAUACAUGAAGGUGUUAAGAGAUUUUGAUGGCUAG
This is a messenger RNA of Daldinia vernicosa, 564 nucleotides long. RefSeq lists its product as uncharacterized. The transcript has a single exon. Bases 1 to 564 code for a protein of 187 amino acids. Lineage: Eukaryota; Fungi; Ascomycota; Sordariomycetes; Xylariales; Hypoxylaceae. The record is from RefSeq and is a predicted model, not a curated record.